Danio rerio (zebrafish) is the source of this 3633-nucleotide messenger RNA. NCBI's taxonomy places the organism in Eukaryota, Metazoa, Chordata, Actinopteri, Cypriniformes, Danionidae. The record is from RefSeq and is a predicted model, not a curated record.
CAUGAGGGACACGAUGGUCUCCAAUGAGCAGAGGGAUCCGUCUGUUUCCUCACUUCCUCUGUCUCUCUCUUGGCUCGGCUCGAAACUCCUGCGCUGUUAGACGGCCAUCUUGGAUCUCGUUUUGAAGAGGCGACAAAAGCGGAUGUUCGGGUGGAAUGGAGCCGUCAACGAGCGCGUUCUCCCCGUGUCACCGAAUCCUCUAAACAUCCGCUUUAUCCGCAUCUGCCUUCACCACUGAAUGUAACGUUGCCGGACAAUCCGUUUGAAGAAUCGUUGAUGAGCAGAUAUUCUUUGAGGAAGAUCGCAGCGGAGGCCCUGAGAAGUGCAAUUUUAUUUAUCUUUACUUGAACCGGACAUCCUAAAUAUGAAGCAGACAGCGACUUCAUGCUUUAAAGUAUUUUUUUUAAUCGAUCUCGUUCGCUAUUUAUUAGAUAGCUUUUAAUCGCUAAUCAAACGCAGUAACGUCAUCGAGCGUCCUGGAUAUUUUUCCCAAACUUUUAACCACUUUGUUUUUAACUGCAGAAGCAAAUCAAUGAUAUUGACCAAGCGUGUUAUCGGUCAAUCAUAUAUCCCCCUCUUUGUUUCACCGCAAAAUCUGCUGCUUAAAUUGUGAUUGCGAUGUCAACAACGAGAGCCCCCCUGCCAACCGUCAAUGAACGGAAGGCUGAAAACCAUACAACAAAUGGCCAUGGGCGCAGUGAGGUGACCUCUAGAUCUGUGAGGUCGAGUGGCCGAAACAGGAAUUCUGGUUCAGGAUUGGAUGAUGUGCACCCUGUUAUUGGGAAUUACCGGCUUCUAAAAACCAUUGGAAAGGGCAACUUUGCCAAGGUCAAACUGGCUCGUCAUAUCCUCACAGGAAGCGAGGUGGCAAUAAAAAUGAUUGAUAAAACGCAACUGAAUCCAACAAGCCUUCAAAAGCUUUCCAGAGAAGUCACAAUCAUGAAGAAUUUAAACCACCCAAAUAUUGUGAAACUGUUUGAGGUGAUAGAGACGGAAAAGACACUGUUUCUUGUGAUGGAAUAUGCCAGUGGAGGUGAGGUUUUCGACUACUUAGUGGCUCAUGGGAGGAUGAAAGAGAAAGAGGCCAGAGCUAAAUUUAGACAGAUUGUGUCAGCAGUCCAGUAUUGUCACCAAAAACGCAUUGUGCACCGAGACUUGAAGGCUGAAAACCUGCUGCUAGAUGGUGAUAUGAACAUUAAGAUUGCUGACUUUGGCUUCAGUAAUGAAUUUAUGGUGGGCAGUAAGCUGGACACGUUCUGUGGAAGCCCACCUUAUGCUGCUCCUGAGCUCUUUCAGGGAAAGAAGUACGACGGGCCAGAGGUGGACGUGUGGAGCCUUGGGGUCAUACUUUACACACUGGUCAGCGGCUCUCUACCUUUCGAUGGACAGAAUCUCAAGGAAUUGCGCGAACGUGUGUUGCGUGGUAAAUAUAGGAUUCCUUUUUACAUGUCCACUGACUGUGAGAAUCUUCUCAAGAGGUUUCUGGUCUUAAACCCGGCUAAGAGAGGAACAUUAGAGCAAAUCAUGAAAGAACGCUGGAUCAACUCUGGGUUUGAGGAUGACGAGCUCAAACCCUUCACUGAGCCAGAUGCUGACAUAUCUGACCAGAAGAGAAUUGAUGUGAUAGUGGGCAUGGGCUUCUCCAAAGAGAAGAUUCAUGAGUCUUUGUUCAAAAUGAACUAUGAUGAGGUCACAGCCAUAUACUUACUGCUGGGCAGGAAGACCCAUGAGGAGGUCAGUGACUCCAGCUCCAAUAGUAAUCUCUCUGUGGCAAAGACCAGACCCUCUAGUGAGAUGAACAGCCAAUCACCAUCUCACCUAAAGGUCCAGAGAAGCAUCUCCUCUAGUGAAUCUCGAAAAUCCAGACGCCAUAGUGAACAAGUUGGUGUAGUUGCAAACAAUGCAUUGAGUAACUCAAAAAGGGUGGUGCCUGUCACAGCAGACAGUGAAGUCAAACAGGAGGGUGGAGUCAUAGCACGUAAGCUGCCCAAUCACAGCCCCCCCAGCCCACUCUUGGGUAAUGCUAACAACCCCAACAAGACUGAAAUACCUGAUCGGAAGAAAGGAAACUCCAUCACAUCUAAUAAUAUCUCUGGAUCAGGAAGCAUGUCAAGAAGAAACACAUAUGUGUGCACUGAGAGAAACAACACAGACCGCCUUUCUGUCAUUCCUAAUGGGAAGGAAAACAGUGUAUCACUGUCUCCCAGCUCAAGGGAUCCUGGUGCCUCCACUCACAGCAUCAGCACUUCUGUCACACCAGACAAAACACGUUUCCCAAGAGGCUCGGCAAGCCGCAGCACCUUCCACGGACAAGUAAGAGAUCGACGCACAGCCACCUACAAUGGGCCACCCGCCUCACCAGCACAACCCCGCAGCCGCGCCAACGCCAACAACCUGCUUACCAAGCUGACCUCCAAACUUACCCGCAGAAAUAUGUCAUUCAGGUUUUCCAAAAGAGUCUCAACCGAGUUUGAGAGAAGCGGGAGAUUUGAGGGCUCAAGUCGCCAUGUAUCUGGGGAUCAGCAGAAAGAUGAAGGGAAAGAUGGAAAAGACGGGAAACCCCGCUCUCUCCGUUUCACCUGGAGUAUGAACACCACCAGCACUAUGGAACCAGCAGACAUCAUUAAUGAGAUUCGCACAGUUCUGGAUGCCAACAGCUGCAGUUACCAGCAACGUGAAUGCUUUCUGCUUCUGUGUGCCCAUGGCGACUCUCACACCGACAGCCUUGUCCAGUGGGAGAUGGAGGUGUGCAAACUGCCCCGGCUCUCACUUAAUGGUGUCCGUUUUAAGAGGAUAUCUGGCAACUCCAUCGCUUUUAAAAACAUUGCUUCCAAAAUUGCAGGCGAACUCAAGCUAUGAAUAUAUCUUUAUCUACACAGAGGAAUUUAUGAUUCAGUUCAGUAUAGGCAAACCAGUUAAGCUGUACAAUCGUAAAGUAGCAGUUUACAUUUUUUUUAUGAACCACUUACAUGUAUUUGAAAAACUGUAUAUAUUUUAACAUUGCUUAAAGCAAUAAUUUCUUAACAUCGUUCAUACAGUUAUGGUGUUAUCGCGCAAGUCGUUAAAUGCUGUAUAAAAAAAGAACAGGUUUGAAACUUUCAGUGUUACGAUUGUAUGAACUCAUUAAAAGCAGACUCAUUGCCAUCAGACAGAUGAGUUGAAAAUGAUCAUUAAGGAUUUGUGAUAUUUUGCUUUAUUUGAGCUUUUUAAUAGCCACUGUUAUGUGGUGGUUUUAAGUAUUACAUGUUUUGGAUGGCUCUUGUGUAAAGAGUACAGCUGAUCCUUGAGUUGCUUUCUUUUUAAUUUUUGCUCUGCCCCUCUUUGUAUUGAGGUUGCUUUGUCUGUGAAAGUGGCUACUGAUUUGAGUUCAGUUUCACUGCUUGAAUGUUAAGAGCAACAUUUAGAUGUUUUAUAAUUUAUUUCAUGUUAUUGCCCACUUUAUUGUAUUUUGUUGUGUAAAUAAUUUACUUUGAGGUAAUUACACAUUUUCAUACUGUUUUGUUGGAAACCAAGAGGACGUCUUGUAAUCAUUCACUUUAAAGACUCACCACAGAUUUAAAUAAACUAUCUGUAACUUGUCACGGUGUUAAUUGCAGAGAUAUAAUACAGCUAUAAAAUGAACACUUGAUCAGA